Onychostoma macrolepis is the source of this 5618-nucleotide messenger RNA. It is a transcript of the gene rargb, whose product is annotated as retinoic acid receptor, gamma b. Gene Ontology annotation, cellular component: nucleus; transcription regulator complex. The record is from RefSeq and is a predicted model, not a curated record. Gene Ontology annotation, biological process: regulation of transcription by RNA polymerase II; retinoic acid receptor signaling pathway; cellular response to corticotropin-releasing hormone stimulus. Lineage: Eukaryota; Metazoa; Chordata; Actinopteri; Cypriniformes; Cyprinidae. The coding region runs from base 442 to 1908 and encodes 488 amino acids. Gene Ontology annotation, molecular function: nuclear receptor activity; RNA polymerase II cis-regulatory region sequence-specific DNA binding; nuclear glucocorticoid receptor binding. The transcript is spliced from 8 exons.
UAGUGCAGGUUGUCGAGUCACAGUAUGUUAGCUGACACUUAAGAGUCUUGACAGUCAGAUUGAGUUUGACAAAGCUCAAGAACUCAACAGACGCUGGAGAAAAACAGGCACGGGGUGAUGGUCAGCAUAGAGCUGCACAGGAGCCGCUUGACUCUACGAGGAACUGCUAGGCUACAGAAAAGUUCAGGUCACUAAGAGAGAAGCUGCUGGCUACAGUGACAGCUACACCUGAAACAGAAGUCUCAAGUCCUUGAGACUUUCUCUUGCCGUCGAUAUCUUUGGCAGGAGUUCCAGAUUGACUGGGGAACUCCAGACUCUACAUUGUUGUUGUUGGUCAUCGUCUACUGUGUUGCUUAACCGUCUCUGCAGUUGACAGACAGCUUGAGACACAGUACAGAACAUCUGGGACAGAGUUUGAGUUCUUGGCGAAGGCUGGACAUCAUGUUUGACUGUGUGGAGGCUCUCGGGGUAGGGGCAAGACCCCUCUUUGACGUAUCCACUCAGAGUUCAUGCAUGCUCAGGAAAGCAAGCUCCUUCUUCCCUGGCCUAGAACCUUUCUCAUGGAGCAACAAUACUAGCCUGCAGUCGGUGGAGACCCAGAGCACAAGCUCAGAGGAGAUGGUUCCCAGUUCUCCUUCUCCACCCCCUCCUCCUCGUGUCUAUAAACCCUGCUUUGUGUGCCAGGACAAAUCUUCUGGCUACCAUUAUGGAGUCAGCUCUUGUGAGGGCUGCAAGGGUUUUUUCCGUCGCAGUAUCCAGAAGAACAUGGUGUACACCUGCCACAGAGACAAAAACUGCCAGAUCAAUAAGGUGACACGGAACCGCUGUCAGUACUGCAGGCUGCAGAAGUGCUUUGAGGUCGGCAUGUCUAAGGAAGCGGUCCGGAAUGACAGGAAUAAGAAAAAGAAGGACAUAAAAGAGGAAGUUGUUCUUCCAGAAAGCUACGAGCUGAGUGGAGAACUGGAAGAACUGGUUAAUAAAGUCAGCAAAGCACACAGGGAAACCUUCCCUUCGCUCUGUCAGCUCGGAAAAUACACGACUAAUUCCAGUGCGGAUCAUAGGGUUCAGCUGGAUCUUGGACUGUGGGAUAAGUUCAGUGAGCUCUCCACAAAGUGCAUUAUAAAGAUUGUGGAGUUUGCCAAACGUCUGCCAGGUUUUACUUCACUCACCAUUGCAGACCAGAUCACCUUACUGAAAUCUGCCUGCCUUGAUAUACUGAUGUUGCGGAUUUGUACUCGCUACACUCCAGAACAGGACACUAUGACCUUUUCAGAUGGACUGACCCUCAACAGAACACAAAUGCACAACGCUGGUUUCGGCCCACUCACAGACCUGGUGUUUGCUUUCGCCGGGCAGCUCCUGCCCCUGGAGAUGGACGACACAGAGACAGGGCUCCUUAGCGCCAUCUGCCUCAUCUGUGGAGACCGCAUGGACCUGGAGGAACCUCAUCGGGUUGACCAGCUACAGGAACCUCUGCUAGAGGCGUUAAAGAUCUACGCUCGCCGGCGACGCCCAAACAAACCUCACAUGUUCCCACGAAUGUUGAUGAAGGUCACUGACCUCCGAGGCAUCAGCACUAAAGGAGCAGAGCGAGCCAUCACUCUAAAGAUGGAGAUCCCAGGCCCCAUGCCUCCUCUGAUCAGAGAGAUGCUGGAGAAUCCUGAGGUCUUUGAGGAGAGCUCCGACUCUAAAGACACCGGUGCUUCUGCCCCCCUGCCACCUCCCGCCAUCCAGGCCAUCAAACGUGAGAGGGAUGAGGAAUCUGCUCUGGAGGAUGAAGAGGACGAGGAUGAUGAGUGUGCGGAGGAGGGACGGGACCGAGCAGGGGACAGCGAGGAUGAGGAAUGGGGACUCCUGCAAGUGGACAUGGGUGGAGCUAGAAAGAGUGCGACAGGAAGAGCACAGUGACCGCUGGAGGACAGUAUGUAUGUGGGUCUGAUACAUACAGAUAACAGCGGACAACAUUGUAUUCCAGACACCUGAUCAGUUGAUACAAACAAAAUCAUUCAGUCAAGCAAUUUCCCAUAAUGACUCAAAAAAUAAGCUUCAUAUGACAAAAACAUGCACAACUUUGCACAUCUAGUUUCCCUCAACUUUUCAAAAGCAGUAACAACGAAUUGAGAGAAAUGUAAAAGAAUGCAAGACCAGAGAAAAAUAAGCCAUAGAGCCAUAUCUGGAAGUUACUUGUUGUAUGCAUAUUUUGUACUUCAUUUGGCGAUGCCAAAUAUUUUAGAAUGCAUCCCAAAGCCUUGUUCUGUAAGGGAAACAUUUUUUAAUGACUGCAUAUGGAUACAUAAUCAGAACUGAUCAAUGAGAAAAAAGAAAAGAAAAAACCCCAAAGAACAGCAAACAACCACAUACAGUAAAUGACCAAUUCAACACAACAUACAUUUACUGCAUAAUGUAACUUUAUACUCUUGAUGUUGCAUUGUCUGUUAUAUGUUAUUUUAAUAUGUUCAGCAACUAUGUGCUUCUUUCAUGUGUUAUUGAUGACAUGCAUCUUUACGAAACAUUCCAAAUUCACAGCCCUCCAGCCACACAACUCUACAUCUAAAUUUGACACUUACACCAACUUUAGGUUUUGGGCAUUAGAAGAUUAUAAAAUUAAAUUUAAAGAUUGAAAAAAAGAAUACAUCACAUUAUUACAAAUCAAACCUUUCACUCAGGGCAAAUCAAGGACCAAAGGUGAUCUACAUGUCUCAGAACAUGCGUGCACUAUACAUAUAUUUUAUUUUCAGCUAUUCUAAAUCAUUAAGCAAAAAGUAACAUUAAAAGCUAAAAUAUAACAUUUUUCUCUGGGAUUUAGAAGAGUUGUGUGAUUAGGUAUUACAAGCAAUGACACACUGAUAUGUUAGAUAAAAAGAAGAAGAGGAACUCUAGAGUGUCAAACAUGAGCCGAGCAUCUCAGCAAAUAUGAGCAGUGGUGUGCACAAACUGUUCCUUUCAGUCUCGUAAUAACUGACUAUAAACACAUUAGUUUCUUUGCAGAUAGUGGAAUAAAAAUGUUAAAAUUACUGAGCUGUAUAAUAAAAGAGUUUUAAUGCUCCAGCAGAUCAGAGAGGUUUUGAAAAUUGACUGUGUAUUGCUUUAAUGGAUGUUUAAAUCAGUCUGUCAGAAUUACCGACUUUAUAAAAGUGAUAAAAUAAGAGUGGUCCCUUUGCACAAUUCAUAUAAUAAAUAACAGAAGAGUUGUCUAAUUCAACCAAAGAUUUUUUUUAAGCGUAAGCAAUAAGCCAUUUUUUUAAAACUCUAUAACAGCAUCCUUUGAAGUGUGUUGGACCACCAUGUAUUCAUAUUUCAUAUUUCUUAUGGUAAUCACUCAGUACAACAACCUGUAUGGUACCAUGCAAUGGUAAUAAAUGAUUACCACAUUCAUAUACCAUGGAAUUUACAAUUUAAUAUAAAAUGUGCUUCAAAACUUCAAAGAGUACCAUGGUAUUAAUAACAUGAUAUUACUAUGUUAACAGUUAUUUGUAGGUGAGAAAUAUCAUAGAGUAGGAUGUUUUUGAUUAAAAAGCACCCUACAAAAUUAUAGUUCUAUAGUGGGUUCUGUAGUCUAUAGCCUUUUUGUCCUUCCGCCCUGUUAAGGUCUGUGCACGCCACUGAUGACAACGUUAUACCUCCUUACAUGACAGAACAGUGUUACCAAAACAACUCAUAAGCUUCUGAUUGCUGCAUAUAUAGAAGCAGCACAGCAAGAUAUUUGGGAUAGAGCCAUAUGGUUUAAGGUUGUAAGCUGCGUGCAUGCAUACUUGUAUACUAUUUGCUUAAAACUGUAAAGAUAUCUCUUUUCUACUUUCAUCUUUCUACUUUUGUGUCACUGCAAACCAUUUUUUAUUUGAAUGCAUCAAGAGGACAUCUCAGACUUUUUGACAUUUUUUUAAAAUGUUUUCAAAUAUUAACAAACACAUCAUAUGCUAUACGUGUUCUUUUAUUUAUUGCUUAUUUAUCCUUGUCUUGUUACAUUUUUGUUCUGUUUGUAGUCAGUGAUGCAUGUUAUGAACUGGGUUUUUGACCGCUCCCAUAAUUCCUUGUCUAUCUCUUAUUGAUAUCCUCUCACAGUGUGGAGGAGUUUGUCUUUGUGGGGUUUUUUUGCCAUUGUAAUCAUCAGCCAAAAUGUAGAUGUGCUUAGACAACAAAAUGAGAUCAUUUCCACAGAUCUCAGAAUGAAUGCAUGAUUACCACAGAGUAUGGUGGAUAAAUCUGCAGUGAUCAUAAAGUCUAGCAGCUUCAUGUAAAUGCACUGAUCCGGAUACGUGACAGGGUAAAUAUAGCCUGCAGUGGCAGCAGUAAACGGUGGUACUCAACAGAAUUAGUUGAUCUCUUCUAGGAGUCUAUACUUCCAUUAUCGGUCCAAAGACAAAUUUGCAGUUUUUGUUUUGGCAUGUACAUGCAUCCAUAUAUGGUGUGUAUGUUAUUACAUAGCCAUGUCUCUGGAAAUAUGAUAAAAGUCCCUAGAAAUGCAUUAACCCUUCCAAGUCAGUUAAGCGUUGAUAAAUGUGUAAAUGUAGCAGUCCAUGGCAAAGUGUAAUUUAAGAAGGCCAUUGGAUAUUAAUGUUUUUGCGAACUAUCAGAGCAAAUGUUUUUUGACAUACUUUCUUUCCCCUCCAGACUCAAUGUCUGUUUUGUAAAUUAAACAUGAGAUAUUGGAUUUAAUUAGAGACUUUUUUUUUCUUUCUUUCUUAAAUAGUGUUUAUCUUUUGUGCUUGUAUUUUGCCAUUUAGUGCAGUAGAGGUCAAAUUUUUCCUUAAUGAAGAAUGCUUUUCUGGUGGUUUGGAAUAUGUGUGUAUUACCUGUUUGUUUAUUUGCAUUAUCUGUUGCUAAAUUUGUCAUUUUAUUUGUGACUUGGUGUCUUCUGGGUUUUAAAACAUAGGAAACAUGGUGGGUCAUUUAAGGGUUAGAACUGCUAAGAAGAAUACACAGACAAGUUUGUGUUUUAAUGCAUAUUUUUUAUUUUACAAAAUGAUUUGUAUUGAUCUUUGUUUGUUUGUAUUUUCUUCUUUGCGUUCUAAUUUCUAAAAGUCGUUAACUAUGGUUUCACAAACUAUGUUCUUUCUUGUAAAAAGGAUACCUAUUUUUUAUUAUUAUUGUUUUUUUUUUUUUUUAGCAACAUGUUUUAAAUAUAAUAGCAUUUAAUGUUUGAUGUAUUUUUUCCCCCCACCAUGCCUCAUCUCCCCAUUCUAAUUUAGCAUUUUCUUGUUUUUAGCAUUUGUCUCGGUUAUGUGCCUUGCAAAAAAUUUUUCAAAUGCCUUGCACAACUUUUGGAAAUUGUUACAAGAAUCUUACUGUACAUGCAAGUGAAAGUCCUUAAGUAUUAAUGACUUUAAAUGAUGUCCACAUAAUGUCUGGCCACAUUCUUUUUUAAAACACUUUGUUUUCCAAAUGUUUUGAUUUUAUAAAGAAAUUUCUCAUCAAAUUCUGUACAGUCGUACUUUCCUGCUGAACUAGGAGAGGUAACUUUUUGUGUUUUCUUAUACAGCUUAUAAAUGCUGUUUCUUAUACAGCAUUUAUCUUCACUGGGAGUGUUUCAUAGAUCCAGAUUUUGUUUCAUCCUGCUGUAUUAUCUUAUGCUGAGCCAUUGCAGACUUUUUUUAACAAAUUUGCCACACCAUCAAAUA